This is a messenger RNA of Hypomesus transpacificus, 4032 nucleotides long. It is a transcript of the gene ttl, whose product is annotated as tubulin tyrosine ligase. Gene Ontology annotation, biological process: protein modification process. NCBI's taxonomy places the organism in Eukaryota, Metazoa, Chordata, Actinopteri, Osmeriformes, Osmeridae. The record is from RefSeq and is a predicted model, not a curated record. Bases 576 to 1811 code for a protein of 411 amino acids. The transcript is spliced from 7 exons.
GUCGAGGAUGACAGCUGCGGAGAAUAAAGAAAGGAACGGGGGUGAGCCUGUGAUGGAAGACAGUCACAUUUAAGUAGAUUUAUUAUGUGCUAAUUACCAAACCAAAUGAUUAUCUGUGAAAGUAGAUAAUACGAAAGCAGUUAAUUUGUUUUGCGUAGGCAGUUGCCGUCCCGACACUAGCACAGUCUUCACUGUCUGAGCUGUGUCUGUGUGGAAUCAGAGGAUCUAAAAUCGAGGGACAACCCAGAAGCCCAGGCACACCCUAAUCUUGGUACCCAAGAGUGAACAUGUCUGUCAUGUAAUAUUAAGUAUUUACAAUGACUCUUUAGGCUUUCUGGCAUUCACUUGGCUGUUCCACGACUUCCAGUUAUACGACACCUUUUCAGUAUUUUCCAGCUAAACUGGAUAUGACUGAAUCAUCAUGCCACACAGACUUCUGCGGAGAUAACCCCUCGCCAGGCUGUAGUGUUGGAUAGUCGGGUUAGCGACCCACGUAGCUUGCUUCCAAUGAUUUAGAAGUGGGUGAAUAUCGAAAUUAUUGUCCUCAUUUAUCUGACAGAACAUUAUAGUUCAUAAUGAAUUCUACAAUGUAUACAUUUGUCGCUCGUGAUGACAACAGUAGCGUUUACGCUGAAGUUUCUAAGAUUCUCGUCUCGACUGGACAAUGGAAGAGGCUGAAAAGGGACAAUCCCAGAUUCAACUUGAUGUUGGGCGAAAGGAACAGACUGCCGUUUGGACGUCUUGGCCAUGAACCCGGGCUGAUGCAACUGGUGAAUUAUUACAGGGGAGCUGACAAGCUGUGCCGCAAGGCAUCAUUAGUCAAAUUAAUUAAGACCAGUCCAGAAUUGAGAGACUCAUGCAACUGGUUCCCUGAGUCUUACAUCAUCUAUCCAACCAACCUCAACACUCCUGUUGCUCCUGCGACUAAUGGGAUUAGCCACAUGAAAAGCAACCCAAAGACGGAUGAACGCGAGGUCUUCUUGGCUUCCUAUCACUCAAAAAAAGAAAGCGGAGACGGAACAGUGUGGAUUGCCAAGUCAUCUGCUGGGGCAAAAGGUGCUGGAAUUUUUAUAUCCCAUGAUGCAAAUCAGUUGCUGGAAUACAUUGAUAAUCAGGGUCAAGUUCACGUCAUUCAGAAAUAUCUAGAGAGGCCACUACUUCUUGAGCCGGGCCAUCGCAAGUUUGACAUCAGGAGCUGGGUGCUCGUAGACCAUCAGUACAACAUCUACCUUUACCGAGAAGGUGUGCUGCGGACUUCCUCUGAGCCCUACAACAGCUCCAACCUCCAGGACAUGACCAGCCACCUGACCAAUCACUGCAUUCAGAAGGAGCACUCUCAUAACUAUGGCCGCUACGAGGAAGGAAACGAAAUGUUCUUCGACGAGUUCAGGCAGUACCUGCUCUCCACUCACAGUGUUGCCCUGGAGACUUCCAUCUUACCUCAGAUCAAGCAAAUCAUAAAGAGCUGUCUGUCAUGUAUUGAACCAGCAAUCAGCACCAAGCACCUGUCCUAUCAGAGCUUCCAGCUCUUUGGCUUUGACUUCAUGUUGGAUGAGAGCUUCAAGGUGUGGCUGAUCGAGAUCAACGGGGCUCCGGCUUGCGCACAGAAACUCUAUCCAGAGCUUUGCCAGGGUAUUGUGGAUGUAGCAGUAUCCAGUGUCUUCACCCUGAACAGUGACUCCUCCUCCUCCUCCUCAGCCUCUUCUUCCCCCUACUCGUCCUCCCCUUCCUUCUCAACAAUCACAACAUCCUCUUGUUCCUCCCCGAAAUUGAGAGGGCCCCUCCAUGUGGGCCCUUUCACUCGACUGUAAGCACACAAAAUCCUUGUUCUCUUCUACAAAUAGCCUAAAUCUCUACCCUCUAUCCCAUGCAAACUCCCAUGCUCUCCUUGAAAGGUCCCAUGGGCUUGGGAAUCUGGACAGCUUUUGGUACCUCUUGAUUUGUUCUUCCGUAUUCUCUUCUCCCUAACCCCUUGGCCACCCAGAGUACACGUUUGUAGAGAUUUUGCUGAUUUUGAGGCGAGUGAUGAAACAGCAGAGUGAUAAGUUAGAAGAUUCCAGAAUGAGACGAGGAGUCUUUCCAUCCCCUAAUGCUGCCACUGGGUCUCCCUGGGUCUGGUGGAGAGAGAGGCUCAGAGUUGCAUCCUAUUCUGAGACUGUAGUGCCUUACAUCUCUAUCUCCUUAAAAGAUGCAAAAUGUUUAUCGCUUGCCUCUGCUAUUGUGUGUGUUAUGUGUGCUGUCGGGAAGCCAAGUGCGUAUCAAUGUGUGGUCUGGUCCGGAGUAUGUAUGGUAUGUAAAUCUAUUGGUUUUACCCACAAAUUUUAGCACUGCAAUAAACAUUCCGCUUCCCUGUAUGAUGAUACCAUAACAGACAUUAUAAAAAGGCAAACCUCAUAUCAUUGGGUGACGUGUCAGAGAGAGGUGUAGGUAUUCUACUGUAGGUAUUGUUGCUAAGCAGUACGUUUAUCGGAUUUGUUUUAAUGCUUGUUCUUUACAAAGUGGGCAUGUAACUUAGGUCUUACAUAAAAUGAUAUACAUUUCAUUUAUGUCAGUGUUCUUUUUUGUAUGAAGUUCCCAAUUCUGUCCUCAGGUUUCUAUCCAUUUAGAAGAGACGGCAUGUUGUGAAAGCAUGAAGUAGUAGCCUGUGCUGAUCUAUUUCAAUUAGGACUGCUUACCCUUUUGGCCUUGUGUACUGAAAGUUCUUUGCUAAUAAAGAGCUGCCUAGAGGCAGCUUGUUGUUUUCUUGUUAAUUUUUUCUAAGAGAUCCAUUUAAUGCUUAUUUAAUAACUGCAAAUGUGUUUGUUUUAACAUAGAUUGGUGUAAUUCUGCAGACUUCUCGUGUAUGGAUUAGCUUUGCAGUACUGUUCAAGUGCUUUUAAUAAUGAUAGUGACCUGUAAAAAGUUAGUAAUUUUGAGGUAGAGAGAUACCAUAAAUGGAGAAUACUGCAAAACUAACCACAAAACCUGUAUGUCAAAGCAAUUAUGUAUUUUUUUGUGUUAAUUUAUUGAAAGCCUGUUCAGUUACUCACCUGCAUGCUUGGUUAUAUACAGUAUAUAAUUUUGCUUGUUAGUCCUGUAUGUUCAAGUUGCACUGUGGAACACUGUACCAUCUGACCACAUAGUCUGUACAUGGCCUUAAUAGCAUUGUAACAGUUUUAAAUCCCAUGAGUUUGUUUUAGUUCAUUUUCAGUUUGUUUUCAUUUAGGUUUAUCCCUUUUCCACCAACUUUUCGUCUGUCCCAGGAUAAUGCAAUUUGAGUCUGUGCUUCAUUAUGUUUUGAGGGACACUGUUGGCACAUAUCCAAUUUUAUUUUCUUUUUUUUUUCUUUGAGAAUGAAGGACAAGCAAGUGUGACUGACGGCAUUUAUUUAAAAUGCAUGAUCAGGGGACACAAUUGCUUGAAAUGCAUAAUUGUGAUUGAAUGUUUGAGUAGAUUAUGUACAGAACAUAUCUCUAGAUAUUUUGCUAAACAAUAAAAAGAACAUGGUUCUACUCAGCACAUUAUUGGGAAUGUAUGUCCAAAAGAAAUUCUCAGCAUUAUUAUCAAAUUUACAAUUCUUGCCAUCAAAGGGAAGAGGUGCCUUAGCAGGACUUGACUCUUUAAUAUGUUUUAAAGAAGAAUUUGACCUCUUGCAUAAAGAUGCACCUUCUAUUUGUUUGAUUGUUUGGAAAGAAGUGAAUUUGACUGUUGUUAAACCUAUGUAGCUGUUAAUUGUUUUUCAAGUCCUUCAUGAUGUAGCUUUUAUCUUCAUACAAUGUUUAUUUACUGCUUGACCGGACAGUGGUGACUUGGUAUAUUCUGUAAUCCAAUUAUUUACCAAAGAAAACAACUGAUUGUGAAUAAGACACUGUUUUCUUGUCCCAUUUGUGUUCUUUUCAGUGUUAAAAACAUUAAAGGUUAAAAACCUCUAGUGAAUCUACCGAAAGGCGGAGGGAUGCUAUGUUGUGUUUUCCUAAUGUUUUAUCAAACUCUUGCACGAAAACCUGAUUGUCUGUUUAUUCAUGUAGAAUAAAAAAUAUCUAAUGUGGGUGA